Messenger RNA from Tribolium madens (black flour beetle), 891 nucleotides. It is a transcript of the gene vnc, whose product is annotated as N-alpha-acetyltransferase 10. The record is from RefSeq and is a predicted model, not a curated record. The coding region runs from base 330 to 836 and encodes 168 amino acids. Gene Ontology annotation, cellular component: NatA complex. Gene Ontology annotation, biological process: N-terminal peptidyl-glutamic acid acetylation. NCBI's taxonomy places the organism in Eukaryota, Metazoa, Arthropoda, Insecta, Coleoptera, Tenebrionidae. The transcript has 2 exons. Gene Ontology annotation, molecular function: protein N-terminal-serine acetyltransferase activity; protein-N-terminal-glutamate acetyltransferase activity.
CGCCAUUGUUAUCUUAGAUAAGUGUGCAAAAUGGCGUAGUUGUAGUAGUUGUGUGAAUGUUAUAGUUUUUUUAAUUAUCUUUUUACGUAGUUAAUUUAAUUCUACGUAACAUGAAAGUAGAAAUAUUGGCUAGUUUGUCGAUAUUAUUUUCAAUAGCAGCCGUUUGCUUUUUAGCUUUCAUAGGGUGGUACAUCGUGUGGACUUUCGUCUUGAGUCAAUUCCGUUUCAUUCGCGAACUGUUCAAAAGUGGCAGCGAAAAUUCAACUGUGACAGAACUCAAAACAGCCCGAAAUAAAACAAGGAGAAUCCGUCGAGAAUAAGCCCCAAAAAUGAACAUCCGCUGUGCGAAACCCGAAGACCUCAUGAACAUGCAACAUUGCAACCUGCUUUGCCUGCCUGAAAACUACCAAAUGAAGUAUUAUUUUUACCAUGGACUCAGUUGGCCCCAACUCAGUUAUGUCGCAGAAGACGAGAAAGGCAACAUUGUGGGGUAUGUCCUCGCCAAGAUGGAGGAGGACAACGAGGACCUGAAACACGGUCAUAUUACCUCCCUAGCAGUGAAGAGGUCGCAUCGGAGGCUGGGUUUAGCACAGAAACUUAUGGAUCAAGCCUCUGAAGCAAUGGUUGAGUGUUUCGAUGCCAAAUAUGUGUCGUUGCAUGUUAGGAAGAGCAACCGAGCAGCUUUAAAUCUCUACAAGAACUCGCUUAAGUUUGAGACUGUUGAAAUUGAACCCAAAUAUUAUGCAGAUGGGGAGGAUGCCUACUCCAUGAGGAGGGACCUUUCCGAGUUUGCGAGAAAAAUGAAAACGAGAAUUGACGAGAAAAAUGAAGAAUAAUCUUUUUUAUUUGCUUUUGUAUAUUGCAACAUUGAAUAAAUACAGUUGCCAAUUG